AUGGGGUGCACACCAUCACACAAUGGCAUUGUCAACAGUGUUGCCAAGAGUGGCAUUCAAUUUUUUAAGAAGCCCAAAGCAAUUUUGCCAGGAUGUCAGCGGGGCAGCCCAAAAUGUCCCAUCCCUUUGCUGGUUCAAAGUUCUGCCUUCUGUGACCCUGGUGGGGACCUGCACCUGGGACAGAGGCCAACAGAAGAGCCAGCAAGUCCCAAGGAGCCCCAAACCAUGGCUGAAGGUCUUUGUCAGCUCACGAAAGAUAUGAAAGGACUGAUUCCAGAAAGUCAAAGAUUCCAGCUGAACAAGUCACAAAGCCACGCAGCUACGCACAUGUCAUUUGGGAUAGAAGGCUACCACACGAUACAAGAAGCAGAUUUUGCUGGGCAAGAGAGUGAGAAAAACAUUUCCCAGGAGACCUCCAAAUGGAACAAAGAGCCAAUGUGCCAUCAUUCAGACAACCAGGGCCAUUGCUACCAAACUACUCCUGAGUCAAAAGGCAAAGUGGACUUCCCUGAACCCCUGGUAAAGGCCCACCAGCACGCUUAUGCCUACCUGCACACCAGCCUUUCCAGAUACGAAGCAAUCCUGCAUCUGGUCCAGCAGGCCAGCCACACCCGGGAGCUGUUGCAGCCCAUGCUCAACUUCCUGCUGCUGUGUUUCGAGGAAGUCAACCAACUCUUAGGAGAAAUCUCCAAAGAUGGAGAAGUGAUCCUCCAGGAAGUUAGAGGGAAUCUGGCCUGGCCAUCAGGGAAAGGCAAGCCCUGGGAGCAGCCAGAUCUUCUGCAACAGCUGCUGCAGUACACUGUCAACAAGCUACAGGUGGCUCACAGCACAGUGGCUGCCCUCACUGGGAGCUUGCUGGAGGGUUCCAGCAGCUACCUCAGCUCCACUGCUAGCCACCUGGAGGGUAAGCUAAGCACCAAGCGAAGCAUAGAUGAAUGCCUCCUAAGGGCUCUGGGACAGAUAGAGAGUCUGACCACUGGCCAUGGUGACCCUGGGCUGCUGGGUCCACCCUUGUGCUCUGAGGACAGUGGCAUCUGUGCUGACAAUGAGUCUGUGCAGUCCAUGGAGAAGCUUGGCAAGCAAACCAGCUGGGACUUUGCAACAGAGCUUGGAGAAUGGAAGCCGGGAACGGCACGGCAAGUGGAAGCCAGGCUGGCAGGGCAUGCCUGGCAGGAAGGUCCACAUUGGACAGGUUCAGACAGACAUCAAGGCUGUCCACUGUCGAGGCCUGGGAUGGCAAAGAUUCAGCCUGCAGCACAGGACAACGCCAGACACUCUAGUGCCUCCAGCACAGGCCCAGAAGCAGCCACCUCCAGGCCUCCAGAGGGUACCAAAAGCAUUAUGCAGGAUUCCCUGGGGGUUGAGGACCCUGUGAAAACACAUUUUUCUCAAAGCUCUGGGUUGGUGGAGGCUCUCUCCCUGAGUGAAGAUGAAGACAGCAGCCCAGAGGAGGAAGAUGAAGUCAGCAGCACAGAUCUGCACGCUGAGCAACUGAAAGCAUCCUCAAGACCACGGUCCUCACCUGCCACCCGGGAGAGCCUGUUUCAGCCAUACUCCAGGAAGCUGAGGAGCCCCCAGGCUCAGGAGAUGAUUCUGAAAAUGAAAGAGGCCAUCAGUGAAAGGAUCAAGUUUGUUCCUGUGCCUUCCAGACCCCAGGACUGGGCAGAAGAGGAGGAGGGGAGAACAAUGGUCCCUCCAAGACCUAGCACAGCCAGUGGCAGCAGGAGGACCCCUGAGAGACAAAGGAGGUCACAAUCAGAGGGGUGUCUUAAGAGCCAUGUGGAAGACCCCACCCUCCAGGAGCUGAGGAGGGUCCAGACAGACCUUAGUCGGAGACUGGAGGUAUUUUAUGCCCUGGGUGGCACACGGCAGGGACAGAACAAGGAACGGCUUCUGCCAUCCAGGGCAUCAGUGCUGUGCCCCCCUUCCAACUGCAAGGUGAGUCCCAGCAGUGCCAUGAGCAAAUUCAAAGCCUCCCUCACCAAAAAUUUCAGCAUUCUGCCCAAUCAAGACAAGAGCAUUUUGCAAAGAGGUAGUACCCUCUCUGAGCAUGACCAGCCCUGCCAGGAAAAGGCUGAGAGGCUGCCAAAUGCCAUCCUAUGUGGUGAGAAGAACAGUAGGGUUCCCAGGGACACUGAAUGGGACACCAGGGGCUACUGCACCAGAACAUCAGUCAAAAAACUUAUUGAGACCUUCAGUCCCAAUGAGAAUCUGAGGACACCAAGGAACUCCAGGAACUUGGGGUCAAGCCCCUGCCUCAGGAAGUGGGGAGUCCCUGCCAUGCCUCCCAGAUUUCCUAUAUACAGGGGGCUGGCCCCUCUGUAUCCUAAGCCCCAAAUUUCUCCAGCAUCAGGCAGAGAGCCUCUCAAAGUGGGCAUGGGCUGGAGGCCUUCCGCACCCUUUCCUUCUCUUCCUCCAGCAGAAGCAUGCAAAAGGGAAGACAUCAGCUGUGAAGCAGGGGAAGACCUAGAGAAUCUCCCUCCACCACCUCUGGAAAUCCUGAUGGACAAAUCAUUCACUGCUCUGGAGCUACCAGCCACAGGCAGCUCUGUGGAAGAGACCCUGGUACCAGGGCUGCAGCAAGAAAAUAGCAUGCCAAGAAAAACAUGGGCUUCCCUCAAGCUGAGAGCCUCUAUGGGCCCCAUGGACUUGCUCCCCAGCAAAGGCAUAGGCAGCUCCCCGAGGCUGCAUGACACCACCGGGCCAGGAAUCAUCAGGAAUGUGGGCAAUUCCAGAAAGCUGACCUUGGACCUGAACUCCCAGCAAGCAGUGAGCCCAGUGGCAGAGAGUGAGGCUCAUACUCAUUCAGAAGCAGAGAAUGCUGCAAGACACUCUGAGCAUCACCAGAAGACACUGCCCUGGCACCACACUAACACCACAUCUGGGCAAAGCAAGACCCUGGAACCCAGUCUGGCCAGACCUUCACAAGGUCCACACUGUCCAGAAGUAUCCAGGAAGGGGCCAGAGAGAAGCCCUCCAGGAGUCAAAAAAGCCUCUCCCACGAGAGUACAAUGGGCAUCCCAAGGGGACAGGAGGCCACAGAGCCUGCCCUCUUCUCCUGGACUGUCCGAGUCAGGCCCCCGAGCUGUUCUCAGCUCCCAUGACCCACCUCUGAGCCCCAGGACACUGAGCCCUCCAGCCAUAAAGAAGCCAACUUCCCCUGGUGGGCAUCCGCAGUCCAACCCAGCCCAGGAAAGCUGUCCUGUCCAGUGGACAGAAGCAAACACCCCUUCCUCUGACUCCUCAUCAUCUCCCUCAAUUCCUCCCCCUCAGGGGUUCAAGGAGAUGAGUCACUCUGAGGGUGGCGAACCCACCAUGGCUAAAGCACCCAGGAACACAUGUUCUCUAUUCUGCCCAGCCGCCUCCUCUCUGUUUGAAGCUAAAUCAUCCUUCUCAAUACCUCAUCUACGGACACUACCAGAACCUGGGGCCUCUUUGAAGAAUCCAACAGGAGGCUGGAGGGGCAGCUCAGGGUCACGGCUAAGGGCAGAUUUGCAAAGAAGAACAGCUCUGAGCGCCCUGAACCCUCUGCCUUUCAUCAGAAGGACAGCCUCAGACCGCCAGCGCCAGCGCCAGCAGGGCGAUCCACUUCUGCUGCCUGGCAGCUCUUGGGAACCCCAUCCCUGCCAAAGCAGCAGUAGCAGCAGUGAGGACAGCCCCAAGCAAGAGACCCCAUCUUGGAACAACUCCCGUGCCCCAGAAUUGCAGAGCAGCGGCACCAAGUGGGCAUCUCCUUUGGAGCUCUGUGUGCUAGGCCACGGGCUGCAGCCAGAAACCCGUGUCAGCCGUAGCCAGGACAGAUCCCAGCCAGAGUCUCAACACCAGCAGAAGGAAGUGGCCUGA
This is a messenger RNA of Phodopus roborovskii (desert hamster), 3843 nucleotides long. It is a transcript of the gene Pcare, whose product is annotated as photoreceptor cilium actin regulator. Gene Ontology annotation, biological process: protein localization to photoreceptor outer segment; photoreceptor cell outer segment organization. Gene Ontology annotation, cellular component: photoreceptor inner segment; photoreceptor outer segment. The record is from RefSeq and is a predicted model, not a curated record. The transcript has 2 exons. Lineage: Eukaryota; Metazoa; Chordata; Mammalia; Rodentia; Cricetidae. The coding region runs from base 1 to 3843 and encodes 1280 amino acids.